Capsicum annuum is the source of this 1723-nucleotide messenger RNA. Its product is annotated as zinc finger CCCH domain-containing protein 56. NCBI's taxonomy places the organism in Eukaryota, Viridiplantae, Streptophyta, Magnoliopsida, Solanales, Solanaceae. Gene Ontology annotation, molecular function: metal ion binding; mRNA binding. The transcript is spliced from 2 exons. The record is from RefSeq and is a predicted model, not a curated record. Bases 425 to 1300 code for a protein of 291 amino acids.
AACAAAAUCAAUUUAACUGAUUUGAUUAUAUUAGUGUUGAUUAUUUUGUUUUAAAUAAUUACUGAUUACCUAGUCCUGUCCGACGUCGUUUUGGUCAUCUAAGAAAGAGAAAAUAAACCUGUUCAGUGUCCGUCAAUUUGUUUUGCUGAGCUUAUUACUCCCAGUACACUCUUUCAUUUCUAAAAACCGAAUCGACUCAUUUUGCCCUUUGAAUAAAUAGUCAUUAGUGUUGUUUCAACUUUAUAUGCUUUUUUAAUCCUUUAUUUAUAUUCCACUUGAAAUAUAAUCUCAACAUUCUCCAUAAAAAUUUUGGCUAGAAUUUUAGUAGUACAGUUGCUAACUCAGGAUGAUCAUCUGCCUAUAAAGAUGCAGCUUUUUUGUUACUGAUUUUUGCUAAACCCUAGUAACCCCAAACAGUAGGAAAAUGAGCAGGCUUGUUAAUAAUCUUCAAAUUUCUAGUAAACAUGAAGAAUAUAAAAAAGGACAGCCCGAUACACUGAAGGAACUUUCGCUGUGUAAGGGGUCCGAAAAAGGGGCGAACCAGAAGGGUUUAUUGUGUUAUAGUGAUAAAAGAUGUGGCUUUGAUUCUGAUGCUGAUGAAUGUGUAUCUUUGAACUUGAAGAAACCCAGAGCGAAGAAUUCAAGAAUGGCCCAGGAAGGUAGCAAGUCAAAUGUGCCAAAAUGUAAUCAGUUCACGAGGUGGGGUAGCUGUGCAUUAGGUGAAAAGUGUCGCUACGUUCAUGCUACUGGUGGUGGGGGUAAUGCAUAUGGGCUGCUGCCUUCGCAGGCCAUUGGGGUUGAGCAAGCUGGAAAUCUUGGUAAAAUGUUGGUGUGUCGUUACUUUGCUGGUGGUAAUGGGUGUCCUUUUGGACGUGAAUGCCAGUUUUUUCAUGAAGGAGGUGAACGCAGGGAGAGUGCUGCGAUAACGAUUGUGACUAAUGAUGGUGGGAAUGAAGGGAGAAAAAGGACUCAAUCUGAGGUGAAGGAAUAUAGGGACUCUGCUGAGUUCUUACGUAAGAAGCUGAAGACUAGGCUUUGCUACAGGUGGGAAAGGACUGGUAGAUGUUGUUAUGGUUCAUCAUGUCAAUUUGCUCAUGGGCCUGCAGAACUGCAGGGCGUUGGUCCUUCCAACCCACAGCCAUUGGGAAGCAGUGUUGGCGUUUCUGCUCCAACCAAGAAGGUUACGUCCAAUGAAUUCGUUCGUCCGUACCGGAAGAAGUUCCCAUUCGAUUGGGAUAACGUAUACAAGACCGCCGAGGUCUAUGGUGACUGGAUUGAAUUGCCGCCGCGUCCCAAGUAAUCAUCAGACAUUGUGUAGAACUAAAGGAACUUAUUCACAUCGCUCUUUGGUCAAUUGUUUAAGUGGUUAAUUGGGUGGCUUUUUACAUUAUGCAAAGGAGAUAUUUUGGUAUCUCCGUGGUUUAAAAUGCUGUUUGCUGAGCGUGUACUUGUGAUUUUGUGGAGUUAUUACAUAGUUUUACAAAGCAGAAUAGGUUCAAAUCUGAUGAUGCAAGUAAAAACUAUAGUCAAUACAACUAAGCUUCAGCAUUUAUACUCAUCUUAUGGAAGAAGACUUUUUAUUAAGGUGGGGUGUCUUGUUAUUUAGCCAUGUCCAUGGUGCUCUUUAUUUUUAUCCUUCUAUUAUUUCCAAUUUGUCGAAGUCCUAUUGGUCUUCUUUUAGAUGUGUUCGGAACGAAGGAAAUGCUUUCUUGGGAAAUGUUCU